AUGUCGGAUUCAUCAUCGAAAGGCGAUUCGGUUCAAAUCAGAGAGGUUUGGAACGAUAAUCUCGAAAAGGAAUUCGCGUUGAUCCGUGAAGUUGUUGAUGAUUUCAACUAUGUAGCUAUGGAUACAGAGUUUCCUGGUGUUGUUCUCCGUCCUAUAGGGGUUUUCAAGCACAUCACCGAUUAUAACUACCAGACUUUGAAGGAUAAUGUUGAUAUGUUGAACCUGAUACAGUUAGGUCUCACUUUCUCUGAUGAGAACGGAAACCUACCUACUUGUGGCACUGGGAAUCCUUGCAUCUGGCAGUUUAAUUUCAGCGAAGACAUCGCUGGGAUUGACGGGGAAGAGAUCGCUGGGAUCGACAGGGACCAGUUCGGCACGCUUCUUCUGUCUUCGGGAAUUGUGUUGAAUGAUAACAUAAAAUGGAUUACUUUCUACGGUGGAUAUGGUUUUGGUUAUCUGCUGAAGCUUUUGACUUGCAGAGCUUUGCCCGUUACGCAAUCGGGGUUCUUCCAAUUGAUCAACCUUUAUUUUCCAAUGCUUUAUGAUAUCAAACAUCUGAUGAAAUUCUGUAACGGGAUUCAUGGUGAUUUGAACAAGCUUGCGGAAUUGUUGGAAGUUGAAAGGGUUGGUGUUGACCAUCAAGCUGGAUCCGAUAGUUUUCUUACUGCUGGAGCAUUUAGAAAAUUGAGUGAUACUUUCUUCAAUGGCGAAACGGAGAAGUAUUCUGGUUCUUCAGGAUUAAUCUAUGGGCUUCUGACUUCCUUUGUCAUCAACAAUAGAAAGGGAAAUAAAAAACCGAUUCGAAAAGUAGAACAUUCAAAAUCUUUCUAUUGGACUACAAUUUUGAAGAAAGACGACAAAAUUUGUGAGAUCCUAUCACUGCUUCAGACUGGAACAUUUGAAAUAAGAUCGUUAUCAGAUUUGGAACUGGUGACAAAAAGCUCUCUAUUAUCGAUUUUAAGGUGGAAUUAUAAAGUGAACAUGGAUAAAACCAUGUGUUCUGAUGAUAAUGGACAGAUUGUACUGGCUAAUGGUUCUGAAUCGGCAUUCAUCUCAUUACUAGCCAGCGAAAACAUUUUCAGGGCAUUGCAGCUGGAGACACUGGAGAUUGUGGUAAAUGGGACAAUCGGUUUGCUCCAUCCUGCUAGCAAGGAAAAGAAGAAUCCUACCUAUAUUGUUGUGUCGAUUUUACAAUCUUGUGCAAGUCGUCAAGAUUUGAAAAAGCUCUUUGAAGCCUGGUAUGAGAAAAGACAAAUGAGGAAAAUCUAUUCACCACUUCUGAAAGGACUAUUGGCUCUCUACCUCGGUUUCGAGUGGAUCCAAACAAGUAAUAUUGCUUUAGGUCUUCAGCUCGAAGAGCAAAAGCUUCAACCUCACUCAGGGCUUUAA
Molecule: messenger RNA, 1389 nt
Organism: Vicia faba (fava bean)
Lineage: Eukaryota; Viridiplantae; Streptophyta; Magnoliopsida; Fabales; Fabaceae
Source: the annotation of a GenBank genome assembly